AUGGCGACAUCGGGAGGGAAGGCGCGGCGGGAGGAGACAAGCGACAACUCCGACGAUGAACUUACGCCUCUUGCCAACGAAAUUUACGGUGGCAGCCAAAGAACAGUACAAGAAACGAAAGGAUGGGACGUGUUCAGAGAAUUUCCACCGAAGCAGGACAGUAUAUCUAUGGAAACACAGAAAUGGCUGGAGUUCACAGUGCGAAUGCUCAAAGUGCUGGCCUAUUUCGUUACAUUCGUUGUAGUACUAGGCUCUGGUGUUAUUGCCAAAGGCACAGUGCUUUUCAUGACUUCCCAGUUGAAAAAAGAUAGGAGAAUAGCUUAUUGUAAUAGAAAUUUAGGUAGAGAUAAGCAGUUUAUAGUAAGUCUGCCAGAUGAAGAACGUGUUGCGUGGAUGUGGGCUGUUUUCGCUGCCUUUGCCGUACCUGAAAUCGGAACAUUUAUACGUUCGAUCAGAAUUUGUUUCUUCAAGUCCUCCAAGCGACCUACGCCUGUCCAGUUUGUUGUGGUGUUUCUCGCGGAAUCACUACAAACAAUCGGAUUGGGCAUAUUAUUCUUUAUAAUUCUGCCGGAAUUAGACGUCGUUAAAGGAGCUAUGCUUACGAAUUGUCUCUGUGUAAUACCGGCGAUCCUAGGCUUACUCUCACGAAACUCCAGGGACUCGAAGCGAUUUAUGAAAGUGAUCGUUGAUAUGGUAGCAAUUGUAGCACAAGUGACUGGGUUUAUCGUAUGGCCGAUUUCAGAGAACAAACCAGUGCUAUGGCUAAUACCGAUUUCUUCUUUAUGUAUAUCGUUGGGAUGGUGGGAGAACUACGUAACAAGGCAAAGUCCUAUAGGCAUAAUUAAAUCUUUGGCCAGAUUAAAAGAAGAAUUAAAUGCCUCUCGCUACUACACGUACCGGUUCAUGUCUAUAUGGAAGAUAUUACUGUUUCUCGUUUGUAUCCUCUUCUGCAUUUGGAUGGACGGAGAUGAACCCGUUAUGUUUUUCAAAUUAUUUAACGCCGGAUUCGGACCACAUAAUAUUGUUGUUGAAGAGAUACAAAUCCAACUGGGCGGCACUGUGAUACCCGAUUUGGUAAAUGCAACACUUACGGGAGAUUCCGUUGAAGUUGCAGCGGUGUACAAGUCUGCUUAUUAUGUUAUGUUAAUUCAGAUAUUCGCCGCAUAUUUCUGCUACAUAUUUGGAAAGUUUGCUUGCAAAAUUCUUAUUCAAGGAUUCAGUUACGCGUUUCCCAUUAAUCUCAUCAUACCACUUGUGGUGAAUUUUUUGAUUGCUGCUUGUGGAUUGAGAAACGGCGAUAAUUGCUUUUUCCAUGGCACUGUGCCCGACUAUCUGUUCUUUGAGUCUCCACCGGUAUUCUCACUGAGUGAUUUUAUAUCGAGACAAAUGGCAUGGGCAUGGCUACUGUGGUUACUAUCUCAAACAUGGAUCACGAUACAUAUUUGGACGCCAAAGGCUGAACGUUUAGCAUCUACUGAAAAACUGUUUGUUCUUCCUAUGUACAACGGCCUUCUGAUUGACCAAAGUAUGGCACUUAAUCGAAAGAGAGACGAUCAUAAGGACGUUAAAACUGAGGACCUCGCAGAAAUAGAAAAAGAAAAAGGUGAUGAAUACUAUGAAACUAUAUCAGUUCAUACUGACAAUACUGGAUCUUCUCCUAGAACUAUAAAAUCAUCUGAUCAAAUAACUAGAAUAUACGCUUGCGCUACUAUGUGGCAUGAAACGAAAGAUGAAAUGAUGGAGUUUUUAAAGUCUAUUCUUCGGUUAGAUGAGGACCAGUGCGCUAGACGAGUUGCUCAAAAAUAUUUACGGGUCGUUGAUCCGGAUUACUAUGAAUUCGAAACUCAUAUUUUCUUGGACGACGCUUUCGAAAUAUCGGACCACAGUGAUGACGAUUCACAAGUAAAUCGAUUCGUCAAACUUUUAGUGGAUACUAUUGACGAAGCUGCUUCAAAUGUUCAUCAAACAAUUAUUCGUAUUCGUCCACCUAAAAAAUACCCUGCACCUUAUGGAGGACGAUUGACAUGGGUACUUCCGGGUAAAACGAAGAUGAUUUGCCACCUUAAAGACAAAGCUAAGAUUCGUCACCGAAAACGAUGGUCUCAGGUGAUGUACAUGUACUAUCUCUUGGGGCAUCGUCUUAUUGAACUUCCGAUAUCCGUAGACCGAAAGGAAGUAAUGGCCGAAAACACAUUUUUACUUACACUUGAUGGAGAUAUUGAUUUCCAGCCACACGCAGUACGUUUACUGAUCGACUUGAUGAAAAAGAAUAAAAAUCUAGGAGCUGCAUGUGGUCGUAUUCAUCCUGUUGGAUCUGGUCCUAUGGUGUGGUACCAAUUGUUUGAAUACGCUAUUGGUCAUUGGCUGCAAAAGGCAACGGAACACAUGAUUGGCUGCGUACUCUGUAGUCCGGGAUGUUUCUCACUCUUCCGAGGAAAGGCUCUGAUGGACGAUAACGUUAUGAAAAAAUACACUUUGCGAUCCGAUGAAGCUCGGCACUACGUACAAUACGAUCAAGGUGAAGAUCGAUGGCUAUGUACACUCCUUUUACAACGUGGUUACCGCGUGGAAUAUUCAGCUGCUUCAGACGCGUAUACUCACUGUCCUGAAGGAUUCAGCGAGUUUUAUAACCAGCGCCGUCGUUGGGUGCCUUCGACCAUUGCUAACAUUAUGGACUUGCUGGUAGACUAUAAGCAUACAAUCAAAAUCAAUGACAAUAUUUCGUCGCCUUAUAUCGCAUACCAGAUGAUGUUGAUGGGUGGCACAAUUCUCGGCCCUGGAACUAUAUUUCUUAUGUUGGUGGGUGCGUUCGUGGCUGCUUUUAGAAUCGACAAUUGGACCUCUUUCGAAUACAAUUUAUAUCCGAUUAUGUUAUUUAUGAUUGUUUGCUUCACGAUGAAAUCGGAAAUACAGUUAAUGGUGGCACAAAUUUUAUCAACGGCGUAUGCGAUGAUUAUGAUGGCUGUAAUCGUUGGUACAGCACUCCAGUUAGGAGAGGACGGUAUCGGAUCACCAUCCGCUAUCUUUUUAAUAUCCUUAUCAAGUUCCUUUUUCAUAGCAGCCUGUUUACAUCCGCAAGAGUUUUGGUGCAUUGUGCCUGGCAUAAUUUAUUUGCUGUCUAUACCUUCUAUGUACUUGCUACUGAUAUUGUAUUCGAUUAUCAACCUGAAUGUCGUAUCGUGGGGUACUCGAGAAGUGCAAGUGAAAAAAACUAAAAAGGAAAUCGAACAAGAGAAAAAAGAGGCUGAAGAGGCCAAGAAAAAGGUUAAGCAAAAAUCGUUACUGGGCUUCCUGCAAAGCGUUAACAACAAUGAAGAAGAAGGAUCUAUAGAGUUCUCAUUUGCAGGACUGUUUAAAUGUUUGUUAUGCACACAUCCCAAAGGCAGUGAAGAAAAAGUCCAAAUGUUGCAUAUUGCAUCAACGCUAGAAAAGUUGGAAAAGAAGCUGGAUAUUAUAGAGAGAACUGUUGAUCCCCAUGGCCUUAACAGAGGAAGAAAGUUAUCCAUUGGCCACAGGGGAAGUACCGCUGGAGAUCAUCAACUAGAUGCUUUAGCUGAAGGUCCAGAAGAAGACAAUGAUUUGGCUUCCGAUGCUGAUACGAUGUCAACUGCCCCUAGAGAACGAAGGGAUGAUUUAAUAAAUCCAUAUUGGAUUGAAGAUCCUGAACUCAAAAAAGGAGAGGUUGACUUUUUGAGCCAAUCUGAGACACAGUUUUGGAAAGAUUUGAUUGAUAAAUAUUUAUAUCCCAUUGAUGCUAACAAGGAAGAGCAGGCCCGUAUAUCCAGAGACCUGAAAGAACUGAGAGACUCUUCUGUAUUUUCAUUCUUUAUGUGCAAUGCUCUUUUUGUCCUCAUUGUAUUUUUGCUACAACUGAACAAGGACAAUCUUCAUUUUAAGUGGCCUUUGGGAGUUAAAACUAAUAUAACGUAUGAUGAGGUUUCACAAGAGGCACGAAUUGCACGUGACUUGAUAGAGCUUCGCAAUAAGUCAGUUUUUGCAUUUGUUAUGUUCAAUGCUUUAUUCAUAUUAAUAGUAUUUUUAUUACAACUGAACAAAGAUCAACUCCACGUGAUUUGGCCUUUAGGAGUAAAGACAAACAUUACGUACAUCGAGGACACAGGCGAGGUGCUCAUUUCUAAAGAGUAUUUGCAACUGGAACCUAUAGGUCUGGUCUUCGUAUUUUUCUUCGCUUUGAUCUUGGUCAUUCAAUUUACCGCUAUGUUAUUCCAUCGAUUUGGAACAAUUUCACAUAUAUUAGCGUCUACUGAACUGAACUGGUUUUGCAACAAAAAGGCAAACUUAUCUCAAGAUGCUCUUUUGGAUAAAAAUGCAAUAGCAAUAGUUAAAGACCUACAAAAAUUGAAUGGGCUUGACGAUGAUUAUGAAAAUGACUCAGGUUCAGGGCCACAAAAUGUAGGCAGAAGAAAAACAAUCCACAAUUUGGAAAAAGCGCGGCAAAAGAAGAGAAAUAUUGGAACCCUUGAUGUUGCCUUCAAGAAGCGAUUCUUCAAUAUGAACGCCAAUGAAGGGCCAGGUACACCAGUGUUGAAUCGCAAAAUGACUUUACGCCGAGAAACCUUGAAGGCUUUAGAGACAAGACGAAAUUCUGUGAUGGCGGAAAGAAGGAAAUCACAAAUGCAAACACUUGGAGCCAACAACGAAUAUGGUGUAACUGGCAUGCUAAAUAAUAACCACGGCGUGGUUCCCCGCCACCGUACGUCCACGGCAAAUAUAUCAGUGAAGGAUGUAUUUGCCGAACCCAAUGGAGGACAUAUUAACCGCGGUUACGAAAAAACACUAGACGAUGAAGAUGACGUCAACUCAAUAAGGUUGCAGCCGAGGCAAAAUCAAGUCACUUUCCAGGGAAGAUUCCAAUAG
This is a messenger RNA of Parnassius mnemosyne (clouded apollo), 4878 nucleotides long. NCBI's taxonomy places the organism in Eukaryota, Metazoa, Arthropoda, Insecta, Lepidoptera, Papilionidae. The record is from the annotation of a GenBank genome assembly.